Molecule: messenger RNA, 354 nt
Organism: Diaporthe citri
Lineage: Eukaryota; Fungi; Ascomycota; Sordariomycetes; Diaporthales; Diaporthaceae
Exons: 1
Coding region: 1-354 (117 amino acids)
Source: RefSeq, a predicted model, not a curated record
AUGGUCCAAUUGGCUCUUCGCACGGACGGACCCCGACUCUUCUGGACGAUCGAGGUGCCGAGAGUGCACACAGACUCGCUCUCAAUCUCGUUAUCUCGUCUCAUUGCUGCGCUGCCCCCGGCCCCGGGACGCGCAGACACGACAAAUCCCUUCGGAUCUUCCUUCAAUGCAGCUGAGGAAACGGGGUCCAUCUGCUACGGUCGCUCCAUGAACCGCGCCAACCUUGUCCUCCGGGAGACCCUGACUGGCGUCUGCUUGCAUCGAUUCGCCAGUCUUCUAGCGCCCGUGUUCUUCACCAAGACAAUGGAUGGCACUACCCAGCACCAACUGCUGGCCGACCGGGCGACAUGCUGA